GAAGUCCAGCAGCACCCGUGUAAACAGAGUUCCUUUGCAAUUUUCUUUUUAACCAUAAUUAAUCGUUAUCCCGAAGUGAAGUAGACUUGAAGUCCACUUAUUUCUGAAAAAAAAUAUUGGCAGUGAGGAGGUGGAGACUUCCGGAGCUCUUUAAUAGUAAUGAGGAGGAGGAGGAGGCAGGCGGAGGUUGGGCUGACAGGCAGCCAGUCUGAGACCUUUCCCUGAUAUGGCGGCGGCGGCGGUUCCCUUCCUGGCGUGGCGAUGGGGCUCUGCAGGCAGAGCUCGAACUUUCCAAUGUAUACGACAGCUGCACACUGUAUAUCAGACAGUAGAAUUGCCGGAGACUCACCAGAUGCUCCGGCAGACAUGCCAGGACUUCGCUGAAAAAGAGCUGGCUCCCAUUGCUGCUGAGCUGGACAAGGAGCACCGCUAUCCUACUGAUCAGAUCAAGAAAAUGGGGAGUCUUGGACUGCUAGCUAUGGAUGUGCCAGAGAAAUACACGGGAGCAGGACUUGAUUACCUGGCGUAUUCCAUCGCCAUAGAAGAAAUCAGUCGGGGCUGUGCAUCUACAGGUGUCAUCAUGAGCGUCAAUAAUUCCCUCUAUUUAGGACCAAUUCUGAAGUUCGGGUCUGAAGACCAGAAGCACAAGUGGAUUGCUCCCUUCACCAGUGGGGAGAGAGUUGGAUGCUUUGCCCUCAGCGAACCAGGAAAUGGCAGUGAUGCAGGAGCUGCUUCAACAGUCGCCCGGCUUGUUGGCAAUGAAUGGGUCUUAAAUGGCACCAAAGCCUGGAUCACCAAUGCCUGGGAUGCCAGCGCAACAGUGGUGUUUGCCACCACAGACAAAUCCCUAAAACACAAGGGUAUUAGUGCCUUCAUUGUUCCAAUGCCAACCCCAGGCUUGUCUCUGGGCAAGAAAGAAGACAAGCUGGGGAUCCGAGCAUCAUCCACUGCCAACCUCAUCUUUGAGGACUGUCGUAUUCCCAAGGAAAACAUGCUGGGCGAGCAGGGAAUGGGCUUCAGAAUUGCCAUGCAAACUUUGGAUUGUGGCAGGAUCGGAAUUGCCUCACAGGCCCUGGGAAUCGCCCAGGCAGCUCUAGACUGUGCUGUGGAUUACUCAGAGAAGAGGAUGGCCUUUGGUGCUCCCAUCACCAAGUUGCAGGCUAUUCAGUUCAAGUUGGCUGACAUGGCACUGGCGCUUGAGAGUGCUCGUCUACUGACCUGGAGAGCAGCCAUGUUGAAGGACAAUGGGAAACCGUUCACCAAGGAAGCUGCGAUGGCCAAGCUGGCUGCUUCCGAGGCAGCGACUGCCAUUUCCCAUCAGGCUAUCCAGAUCCUGGGAGGCAUGGGCUACGUGACAGAAAUGCCAGCAGAGCGGCACUAUCGUGAUGCUCGAAUUACUGAAAUCUAUGAGGGAACCAGUGAGAUACAGAGGCUGGUGAUCGCAGGGCAACUGCUGAAGGAGUACCGAGGUUGAAAUCAGAGGGCUGGAGAAGGGGGAGACUUGCCUUCAAGUGCCUCUUGGUGGUAGACUGUGUUUCGGGCAACAGCACUUGCCAGCUGGGUGCCAGAGAGCAAGACUUCUCUUUGGUUAUUGACCUUUUCUGGGACUAUUUCAAUCCUAAUGGGUCAGACUGCUUGAUUUUGAUUGUUCUGAAAUGGUAACACAUACACCUCUUAGGCUAGCAGUGGCUAAUCAGAGCACCAUGAGCCUUUUGAGAGAAGGCCAGGAGUUCAUUAGGUGAGUCUGUUUGGCUGAUGUUCAAGCUGCCGCUGUACUGUUUUGGCUGAUGUUCAAGCUGCCGCAGUACAACAUUCACUGGGAUGGAAGCUUUGUUCUAAAGCAGAAAACAAGAAGGGAGGACCCAGCUUCCUUCUAGGGAAAACCAGGAAAACUGACUGGUCCGUAUCAGAUGAUGGUCUGAUUCUCCUUGCAACACUCUACCUUCUGCUUGUAUUGAAUGAAUUUCUGAUUACUUAACUGA
Molecule: messenger RNA, 1982 nt
Organism: Sphaerodactylus townsendi
Lineage: Eukaryota; Metazoa; Chordata; Lepidosauria; Squamata; Sphaerodactylidae
Gene: ACADS
Product: acyl-CoA dehydrogenase short chain
Exons: 10
Coding region: 227-1474 (415 amino acids)
Biological process (GO): fatty acid beta-oxidation using acyl-CoA dehydrogenase; butyrate catabolic process
Cellular component (GO): mitochondrion
Molecular function (GO): flavin adenine dinucleotide binding
Source: RefSeq, a predicted model, not a curated record